This is a messenger RNA of Triticum turgidum subsp. durum (durum wheat), 951 nucleotides long. NCBI's taxonomy places the organism in Eukaryota, Viridiplantae, Streptophyta, Magnoliopsida, Poales, Poaceae. The record is from the annotation of a GenBank genome assembly.
AUGGAGUCCCUGAGUGUGCUGCUGCUGCACCCCGUGAACGCCUACCUGGAGCAGGAGCUCGACCGCCGCUUCCGCCUCAUCCGUCUUUGGGACUCCCCUCCCGACGGCCGCGCCGAGUUCCUCCGCGCCAACGCGUCCGCCAUCCGCGCCGUCGUUGCCUACCCCGGCUACAGCGCCCUCGCCGCGCUCAUCGACGCGCUGCCGUCGCUCGAGAUCGUGGCGUCCUUCUCCGUCGGGAUCGACCACGUCGACCUCCCCAAGUGCCGCGAGCGCGGGAUCCGCGUCACCAACACCCCCGACGUCCUCACCGACGACGUCGCCGAUCUCGCCGUCGGCCUCGCCAUCGCCGCGCUACGGAGGAUCCCGCAGGCCGACCGCUUCGUGCGCGCCGGCCUAUGGAAGGCCAAGGGAGACUACGCACUCACCACGCGAUUCAGUGGCAAAAGAGUGGGCAUUAUUGGGCUGGGCAGAAUAGGGCUUGCUAUUGCCACUCGAGUGGAGGCCUUUGAUUGCCCAGUUAACUACUACCAGAGAACAAAGAAGGACUACCCCAAUUACACCUAUUACCCUUCUGUAGUUGAAUUGGCAGCAAACAGCGACAUCCUCGUGGUGGCUUGCCUAUUGAGUGAACAGACCCGCCACAUUGUCAACCGUGAGGUGAUGGAGGCACUCGGACCCAAGGGCGUGCUCAUAAACAUCGGGCGCGGCCCUCAUGUUGACGAGCCUGAGCUUGUCUCUGCGCUCGUUGAGGGGCGCCUUGGCGGGGCAGGCCUCGAUGUGUUUGAAGAUGAGCCCGAUGUGCCUGAGUCGCUCUUCACGCUUGACAAUGUUGUCCUGGUACCACACAUGGGGAGCGGGACACACGAGACGCGCAAGGCGAUGGCGGACCUGGUUCUCGGUAACCUGGAGGCGCAUGUUCUGAAGAAACCGCUGCUGACUCCUGUUAUCUGA